AUCAUCGAACAGAUGGUGCUAUGCUUGGGCGAGAAUGACAGGCACCAGCCAGCAGCCAAUCGCGUAGUCAGGAAUCAGCUGACUCGUCCGGACAGCGCCAGGUGCUGUUUUCAUAUUUUCCUUGAAGGAGCAGUGGGCUACGGGCGAAGAGUAGAAUAUCGGCAGGCAACUAGUCAAUGUGGCUUCAGUUGGCGUUUGGAUGUCUCUGCAAUCUGCACUAUGCUCUGCUCGAAGGUUAACUUACCCGAGUUGCUGCUUGAAUCACAUGGAAUAGAGGAAGAUUAAUUGUACAUGAUCAUAUUUAAGGAAUCCGUUCAGGCUAUCUAUGUAUUUAUUGUAUGCAUUUGUUGGGGAUGUAGGCUGUUGACGCAUAGAGGUGAAGGCUAUUUGCAUAAACCUUACUGAUGUCCAAAGAAACUGGAUGCAACUGAGAAGAGAGGGGAUUGCAUGUCAACGAGACUCACCGUGCAGUCCUGAGGUUUUGAUGAAAGAAACACUCUGAACAGUGGGAGGCUCACUGUAACUCAGGGACUGUUUCACUGGAACCCCCUGCACAUCUUUUCCCACCUGGACCAUUUUACAGGGAUACAACUACAAGUCAGCAAAACCUCUGGUUAAUGACAAUAACACAGCUCCUGCCAAGGUCAUCAACCUUUUCUGGUGUCCAACCCUCUGUGGGUUUGGGCCGGUGAACACAGACAGACAGCAUGGCUAGAGGGAGAUUCAUCUACUGUCUACUAGGGCAGUUGUUGGCUGGCCUGAUUCUGGCAUCCGUUGGUCUAUCCUCCAUCCAGAGAGAUAAUGAGUGUCCCCAGCUGUGUGUGUGUGAGAUCCGACCCUGGUUCACCCCCCAAUCCACCUACAGAGAAGCCACGACGGUGGACUGUAACGACCUCCGUCUCACACGCAUUCCAGGCAACUUGUCCAGCGACACUCAGGUGCUCCUCCUGCAGAGCAAUUACAUCGCCAGAACCAGUGAAGAGCUGGAGCAGCUCUUCAACCUGACCGAGCUGGACCUGUCUCAGAACAACUUCAGCAGCAUCCACGAUGUGGGCCUCACCAACAUGUCCCAGCUCACCACACUGCACCUUGAGGAGAACCAGAUUACUGAAAUGCCUGACUACUGCCUACAGGACCUCAGCAACCUGCAAGAGCUCUACAUCAACCAUAACCAGAUCAACAUAAUCUCCCCAAACGCCCUCUCUGGUCUGCACAAUCUGCUCAGGCUCCAUCUCAACUCCAACAGGCUCAAGGCCAUUGACAGUCGCUGGUUUGAGUCAACGCCCAACCUUGAGAUCCUCAUGAUCGGGGAAAAUCCUGUUGUUGGCAUCCUGGACUUUAACUUCAAGCCGCUUGUAAACCUGAGGAGCUUGGUUCUGGCUGGAAUGGAUUUAACAGACGUCCCUGGAAAUGCCUUUGUGGGACUAGACAACCUAGAGAGUCUCUCCUUCUACGACAAUAAGCUAAUUAGAGUUCCUCAGAAUGCCCUUCAGAAACUACCUAACCUCAAGUUCUUGGACUUGAACAAAAACCCUGUGCACAAAAUCCAAGAGGGGGACUUUAAGAACAUGCUGAGGCUGAAAGAGCUGGGCAUAAACAACAUGGGGGAGCUGGUCUCCGUUGACCGCUUUGCCGUCGAUAACCUCCCUGAGCUUACCAAGCUGGAGGCUACUAAUAACCCCAAAUUUUCCUACGUGAACCGCCAGGCUUUCCGUGACGUCCCUGCCCUGGAGAGCCUCAUGUUGAACAACAAUGCCCUUAACGCCCUCUACCAGUCCACUGUGGACUCCCUGCCCAACUUGCGUGAGAUCAGCAUCCACAGCAACCCCCUGCGAUGUGACUGCGUCAUCCAGUGGAUGAGCUCCAACAAGACCAGCAUCCGCUUCAUGGAACCCCUCUCCAUGUUCUGUGCUCUUCCAGUCGAGGUCAGAGGCCAGCAUGUGAGGGAGUUGUUCCAGCAGGACUCAGCAGAGCAGUGCUUGCCCAUGAUCUCCCACGACAGCUUUCCCAACCACCUGAACCUGGACAUAGGCAUGACUGUGGACCUGGACUGCCGUGCCAUGUCCCAGCCUGAGCCAGAUAUCUACUGGGUCACACCUGUAGGGAACAAGGUGAUGGUGGAAACCCUGUCUGAUAAAUACAGCCUCAGUAGCGAGGGAACACUGCGUAUCUCUCAAAUCCAGGUCGAGGACUCUGGCAGGUAUACCUGUGUGGCUCAGAAUGCUGAGGGGGCGGACACUCGGGUGACUGCUAUUCGGGUGAAUGGUACUCUCUUAGACAGCACCCAGUUGAUGAAAGUGUACGUGAAGAAGACUGAGUCCCACUCCAUUCUGGUUUCCUGGAAGGUCAACUCCAACGUCAUGACCUCCAACCUCAAGUGGUCAUCUGCCACAAUGAAGAUAGACAACCCUCACAUUACCUACACAGCCAGGGUCCCAGUGGAUGUCCAUGAGUAUAACCUCACACACCUACAGCCCUCCACCGAGUAUGAGGUAUGUCUCACCGUCUCCAACAUCCACCAGCAGACACAGAAGUCCUGUGUCAAUGUCACAACGAAGCACGCUGCCUUCACUGUGGAGAUAUCUGACCAAGGCACUAACACCGCUCUCGCAGCGGUCAUGGGUACCAUAUUCGGCAUCAUCAGCCUGGCCUCUAUGGCUGUGUACAUUUCCAAGAGGUGGAAGAGGAAAAACUACAAUCACUCCCUGAAAAAGUACAUGCAGAAAACAUCUUCCAUCCCCCUCAAUGAACUCUACCCUCCCCUCAUCAACCUGUGGGAGGCGGACAGUGAGAAGGAGAAAGAGGUUUCCUCCUCAUCAGAGACCAAACCAGGCCAGGUGGACACAACACGGAGCUACUACAUGUGGUGAAAGCCACUACAUGUGGGGUAAACCAGAAAUAACAUAUUUUAGGAGCACAAAGUCACUUAUUUUGCUUCUUUGUGUGACAGUAAUAUGAAAUAUUUUUUUGCAGUUUUCUGCUUUGCUCAUUUGAGGCGAAGAACAGACAGAUAUUUCAGACUUUUUAGUAUAGUGUAUUGCCUUUCUCCUCUUGCCCCCUUUUUGACAGUCAAUAUGGCAGCUUUGUUUAGCUCCCAGGACUUGGUAGUCAUUGUGCUUUAUUUUGAGUACUUGUUUUGAUAUCAUAGCAUGGGUAUUGUCAUGGAUUCAGUCUGGAUCAACUUGCUGGAGCUGGAAUUGGAUCCAUUUUGAUUUCUUUCUCUGGAAGUAUUCUUAGAGAAUACAAUGUUUUUUUUCUCAUAAAACAGUUUAAGUGUUAACUGUUGUACAAUGCAAUAUAUAAACCAAUUUGUCUAUGGACUACAAUAUAAGCUGACAAAGUAAGUUUAGACUUGAUAUACUGUCUAUUGAAUAAUGUUAGCAAUUGUUCUGUAAUGUUGUAUCAACUAUCAUUUGAUUGACUUUUUUGACAUUAACAAACAGUACUUUUUUAUUAAGAACUUAAGUUUGCAGAGAAAAUACCAUAAACCAGCAAUAGAAAUAUGAAUGUUUAAUAACUAGGUAAGUAGACAUAAAGCUUUUUCAAAUUCUCAGAAUAUUAUUUUUGAUUUUGCUAGAAUCAUUCAACGAUCACUGAGUUUGUUGUGAUUUCAACACGCAAAUACUGUAUGUUGUAUAUUGAGGAGCAAGCAAAAAUAAAAUACUUUUUUCCUCAUAUUUUUA
Messenger RNA from Oncorhynchus nerka (sockeye salmon), 3683 nucleotides. Its product is annotated as leucine-rich repeat neuronal protein 1-like. The transcript is spliced from 2 exons. The record is from RefSeq and is a predicted model, not a curated record. NCBI's taxonomy places the organism in Eukaryota, Metazoa, Chordata, Actinopteri, Salmoniformes, Salmonidae. Gene Ontology annotation, molecular function: protein binding. Gene Ontology annotation, cellular component: extracellular matrix. Bases 708 to 2870 code for a protein of 720 amino acids.